UACGCGCUACACCCACGCAUACAGCCUCUUGAGCUACUUGGCCCACGGUGCCGCUAAGUUCCAGUGACGAGCGUGCUGCAUCUGUUUCAAGGUCGUCCCUCAAACGAGCUUACGUACAGAUCGCCUUCCUAAUACCCAAUUUUUUAGUACGCGAGAAAAAAAACUAUAAACAAUGUCAGCAUGUCUCUGUAAUGAGAUCAGUUUUGGUGGCUAAUUACCGGCCAAACACUCCAGAUCAUCGGGACAACUUUUGUUUCCAUGUUUAGUUGGUGACUUGUAAGAGAAUUUUGUUAAUGGAAACUCUCGACUAAUCGAAAAUCUUUGAUUGAUUCAUUUUAGCGAGAGUAAAAUAAGUGCACAAGAACUGGUGACAUGUGAGGUCUUCAAAUCCGCCUUCAUGUUUUCGCCAAGAGUUCAUCCACAGAAACAAUUUUCUACCAAAUGAAAGCGACAUCAAAAGCUACCGGCAGCAACGCACCAGGACUUCACCACGGUUAACUGGACGCAUCCACACAAGAAUCCCUGAGAUGAAAAACUGAAACGAAUGAAAAUUCAAAACUACAGGAAGAAUUUGCUUCCUAAAAAAGCUUGACUAGAAUUAACUGAGAAUUCCGGGAUCGAAAAUCGCUGAUAAUGUCUUCGGAAUAUGGAAGUGCAGAAUUAGGUCCAGUGGCAACUCAAGCGCGAGUGGCCGCUGCAGCCCGAGCUCCCACUUCUCCAACUGAUAUCCAUACUCUGGCUCUACACAAUUCUAAUGCGGUUCUCAACUCGAUGAUGUCUCACAAUAUGCUUCUCAAUCAACGGCUUGACAAACGACCCAAUGUUGAUCACAUAUAUGCUCACCUGAAUUUAAUGCAGAAUCUUUCGGGGAGAUUUAAUUCAGUAUACAGUAAUGCUCCUGGAAUACCAUUUCCCCCAGCGCAGUUGCCGCCGGCGCCAAAAGAAAGGAUCGAAGAUAUUUUAGGUCAGAUGUUUCAAGGCACUGGACCUGUUUCCAUCCCUGGCAGCGACAAUCUCAGAAGGCAAAGUAACUCUUCCCCUUCGCAAGAAUCGUCUCCGAAGAGAGCACCGACUUUAUUGGAGUUGUCGUCUAACACGCCUUUGCCGAAGGACUUGAUUGAUUCGAAAGAUAUAUUUCAAAACUAUCACGAAACAUUGGGCAAACCACUGCACGGGCUUUCUUCGCCAGUCGAUCGUAACCCUUAUUUUAGAUGUUACAGUUCCGAGUCCACUGUGACAGGAGUACAACCCCUUCCACAAGGUAUAUUUUCGUUUGCCAACCAUUCUCAAGCAGGAGCUUCUUCCAGAACAAGUCCUGCUCAACAACCUUCUCCAGGACCACGAUCAACGUUUCUCUUAAAUGAUCAUCGUCCCAUUAAGUUGGUUCCCAGUGUGCCUUCCGAAGGUCAUAAUUCUUUAUUUCAAAGUCAACCUACUAAUUCAUUACAUGGUCAAGCAUCAACUUUGUUAGAAGCGCCUUCUUCACCCCCAACUCGUCAAUCUGACUCAAUAAAGGGAAUUUCUUCCAUCUUGAGUUCAAAACCUCCAGCUACAGACAAUUCUCUCCCGUAUGCCGCGACGAUGCAGACGAUGCAACUAUCACCAAAAUUGUCGACGUCUCAAACGCCUCCAAGUUCAUCGGUAGAAAAAGUCAAACUUGAGCCAGAAGAACAAAAUUGUACGAGUGUGGCCUCAAAUGUUUCAUUUGCUAUUAAUAAUUCACCAAAAAGUAACGAUGAUACCUUGGCGGAGUUUCGCCGUACUCCAUCAGAGAUGGUACAAGCAAACUACGACGUUCAAGGAAGUAUCCAAGUUAAGAAGCAGCAGGAACUUUUCAACCCGCCAGAAGAAUCUCGAAGCCUGAAUUCGGCUCCAGUGUCUCCGGAAGCCGAUUUGAACGAAAAUUCAAAUGAUUCCAGCACAUUCUCAGACAGAAAUUCGUUUGCGGAUGAACGUGCGGAUGCUGCUGCAAAUAGAUACUCAGCAGAAGAGAAUUCCAGAGAUAUGAGGCUUUACUGUCUUCAGUGUGACUUCGUUACAGAAGAUAAAGAAAUUCACAUGAAACAUAUCCAGUCCACGCACAAUGUGUGUCGCGAUUGUAAAUAUCAGGCAGAAUCAGCAUCUCAAUUAGAAGAGCAUCGCCAGACAUGUGCUCCUACUAGCUCAUCGUCGUCAACCAAACCCAAAACCAAAUCGAAGAAGCUUACGUGUAAAGUUUGCCAAAAAGAAGCCGCGAACGAUGAAGAGUUCUAUGAACAUCGACGAGAGCACAUCAGUCCAGAUAAGAUUCUGAAUUGUGAAUAUUGCCCGUUUGUAACUCAGUAUAAACAUCAUCUGGAUUAUCACAUGAAGAAUCACACAGGAAAUAAACCCUUCAAGUGCCAGAAAUGUGAAUAUUCGUGUGUAAAUAAAUCCAUGUUAAACUCCCACAUGAAAUCUCAUAGUAAUUUUUACUCCUAUAGAUGCAAGGACUGCAAUUACGAAGCUAAGUAUAUGCAUGCAUUGAAAUGCCACUGUAGAAAAUACCGUCACAACGCGUUGCCAGUGAUAAAUCCUGAUGGCACAAUUAAUCCUUUUCCUAUUGUCGACGUUUAUGGAACUAGGAGAGGCCCUAAAGUUAAAAGAGACGCCGAAGGUAAUAUCAUCAUGCCAGCGCAUUACACUGCAAAAAUAUCGAUGCAGUCAACACCUAAAGACAAUGAAGGUGUUUCGUCGGGAAGCCGAACUUCGAGCCAAGCCACAGUACUAUCGUCUGCACUUUCCUACUGUCACAGCCCGUUACCUCAUAACAAUUCAGAGCCAGCUCCCAUGCCCCCAUUUAAUCCUUAUUGUGGGAUAGACACGCGUAUUUUUCAUCAUAAUAGUCCUCUGUUCAAUACGCAAUCUCCUCCGUUGGUGAAUCAGCCAUCGUAUCUUAACUCCCCCCAGUCUCCUGCAAUCACGAACCAUCGUCGCUUGCUGGAAACCCUGGCAAAAUCACAGGCUCUCUCAGGCACCAUUAAAUGCCAAUAUUGCCCCCAGUCUUUGCCUUCAGAAGAACUACUGCAACAACAUAUCCUUUUAGCACACCUCCUUCCUCGCAAUUCUCUGGUUCAGGAAGCUGGCACUCCUACUCGAGCUCCUCCAAGGCAUGAACUUCAAUCAGACGCUAGUACGACUAUCUUCACACGGUUGCUGGCUGCUCGGUUUGCCGAGUCAGGGCUGCAUGCCAUGUCACCACUCGUGCAUUUAGCACCAUUCCAACCUCAAAAAGACGAGACCGUAGUCCCAGAAAACUUUGUAACUUCCCAGACGCUGAGAAGUAGUUCGCCUACUCCACUAGAUCUUACCAAAGAUCACACGCCACCUCAACAGAUCAUGAGGCGUCGUUUGUCAGAAAGCCCUCCAGAUGUGGCGGCCACUUCCUUGACGCCUCCUGACACCUGCUCGCCGCCCAAAAAAAUAAGACGAAGCGAUCAUCUAGCAUUCGCUAAUAGACGCCUCGAAAAUAUUGAAGAGGAACCUCAGGCCAGUGACAUGGUGAAAAAUGGAGAGUUCGACCAUCGGGCAAAACUCUCAGAAUACGCGAUCAAGUCGGAGCCAACAGAAGACUUGCGACUAGACGUAGAUGCGUCACUUCAAGAAAAAUCCACUUCUGACGCUCUUGAAUGUUCUAUCUGCAAAAUAACUUUCCGUGUUGUUGAUAUGUUCAAAAAGCACAUAGCAUUUCACGACGACGAAGAGCCUCUACGAUGCUCGUUUUGCAAAGACCUCUUUGCAGACUCGUCUGUUUUCUUUGAACAUUGUUUUAACUGUAAGAAACGUUUUACUUUAGCUUCUUAGUUCCUAAAAUAAAUAAUAAUUUAGCAAUUAACCAAAUAAGUAGGCUGGUGAUUCACGUAGAUUAUAUGCUUGAGUCUGCUUUUGACAUUUCAACCGUUCUGUUAAGGUUCGCGACUAAUAAGGUUCGCGACACUAGAAAAAACUUUGUAGAACAUUAAAUUCACCGAUUUCGGGAGCAGCAGAAAGUUGAACGGAGCCUAAAUAUCGGAACCGUCUGUAGGAAAGUUGAACAAUGCUUCAUAUCUUUCUGAAGUCCAAACGAAUUCACGAUUGCUUCAAGAUGUGUUUUUUAGUUCAACGGUUCAUGCUUGUGAUACUUAGGAGAGUUGUAUAUUUAAUGUAAUAAAUAAUAACAUGGCUAAAUCAUUUCAGUAGAUGUUGGCUUUUAAGAAGAUGUUAGCUUUUAAGAUAUGAAAGCGUCGAGUGAACGGGGGUGUCACCGUGUUUAACUAAAUGUAAUUAGGGUUGAGCUGUAGAAUACGAUGAAGAGAAAUUCUCAUUCAUUCAU
Molecule: messenger RNA, 4330 nt
Organism: Hyalella azteca
Lineage: Eukaryota; Metazoa; Arthropoda; Malacostraca; Amphipoda; Hyalellidae
Exons: 2
Coding region: 634-3822 (1062 amino acids)
Biological process (GO): regulation of transcription by RNA polymerase II
Molecular function (GO): DNA-binding transcription factor activity, RNA polymerase II-specific; RNA polymerase II transcription regulatory region sequence-specific DNA binding
Source: RefSeq, a predicted model, not a curated record